AUGAGGCCUUGGGAAAAGAUCUGGGGAGUUGAGACAGAAGCAGAUAUUGCCAUGAAGUGGCUGCAGCACCAAAUGCAGCCAGCAGCACAAAACCCUGGCCUCCUCAGGGCCGAAUUUGUUGCUGUCUUCCCAGAAGCAGGGCCUGUGGAGCAGCAACACGGGCUAAUUGAAGUGCCACCCUCGCCUAGAGAUCCGCCCGGCUUCUUCAGGAGGGUUUGGCACUACAUCGCGGGAGAGCCGCCGCCACCUCCCCCCAAGAAAGUGGCGGACCCCCUUGAGGUGUCUAUACAUCCCAACAACGCUGCUGAAUACCUGUGA
Molecule: messenger RNA, 318 nt
Organism: Eimeria tenella
Lineage: Eukaryota; Apicomplexa; Conoidasida; Eucoccidiorida; Eimeriidae
Exons: 3
Coding region: 1-318 (105 amino acids)
Source: RefSeq, a predicted model, not a curated record